AUGGAGCAAAAUCAUAAACUGGCAGUGGCAGAUGGGCCAGACUUUGCAGAUGGUGAGAAGUAUAGAUGUUUGAUUGGGCAUCUGAUCUAUCUGGUAGUCACGAGACCAGAUUUGGCAUAUUCUGUUCAUAUUCUCUCCCAGUUCAUGCAGCCACCGAAAGUGGAACAUUGGGAAGCGGCGUUGCGAGUGGUGCGUUACUUGAAAAAGUGCCCCGGACAAGGUAUUCUACUUCGCUCAGAUAGUGUUUUACAGUUGGAAGGGUGGUGUGAUUCGGAUUGGGCAAGUUGUCCGUUGACUUGUCGCACCUUGACAGGUUGGUUUGUGUUGCUUGGUUUGUCUCCGGUGUCUUGGAAAACCAAGAAACAACAUACCGUCUCGCGUUCGUCGGCGGAAGCAGAAUAUCGUUCCAUGGCCGCAUUGACAUGUGAAUUAAAGUGGUUGAAGCAAUUACUUUCGGAUUUGGGAGUCUCUCAUAAACAAGGUAUGCACAUCCUUUGUGAUAGCCAGUCUGCAUUGCAUAUUGCACAUAAUCUGGUUUGA
Molecule: messenger RNA, 540 nt
Organism: Spinacia oleracea (spinach)
Lineage: Eukaryota; Viridiplantae; Streptophyta; Magnoliopsida; Caryophyllales; Amaranthaceae
Product: secreted RxLR effector protein 161-like
Exons: 2
Coding region: 1-540 (179 amino acids)
Source: RefSeq, a predicted model, not a curated record